GUGAAUCUGUGGGAAAUAGAAAAACGGUCCGUAGAAUGACAUAGAAGAGGGUGAGGUGGGGUAGAUCGAGACACUGGGACUAACGGAGGAUUCGCCACCAAUUUGGAUUCAUCCAGGUGCAUAAGGACGUAAUCUUGGGACCGCAAAGAGCACCGGAGAAAAUGCUUAUUAAAGAAUUUCGAGUGAUCCUACCGAUUUCUGUGGAGGAGUAUCAGGUAGGGCAGCUGUACUCAGUAGCAGAGGCCAGUAAAAAUGAGACGGGUGGAGGAGAAGGGGUGGAGGUUUUAAAAAACGAACCCUAUGAGAAGGAUGGAGAGAAGGGACAGUACACACACAAAAUCUACCACCUGCAAAGUAAAGUUCCCUCGUUUGUGCGAAUGCUUGCACCAUCAUCAGCACUGAAUAUUCACGAGAAAGCUUGGAAUGCUUAUCCAUACUGCCGCACAGUAAUCACAAAUGAAUAUAUGAAAGAGAACUUCCUCAUCAAGAUUGAGACGUGGCACAAGCCUGACAUAGGACAGCAGGAUAAUGUUCAUGGUUUAGAUCCAGACACCUGGAAAAAGGUGGAUGUGAUGUAUAUAGACAUUGCAGACCGAAGUCAGGUGGAGCCAAAAGACUAUAAACCAGAAGAAGACCCCACUAAGUUUAAGUCUGUAAAGACUGGGAGAGGGCCGCUCGGUCCUGAUUGGAAGAAAGAACUACCUAAAAAGAGAGACUGCCCACACAUGUGUGCCUACAAACUGGUUACUGUCAAGUUUAAGUGGUGGGGCCUACAAAACAAAGUGGAGAACUUCAUUCAGAAGCAAGAGAAGCGUUUGUUCACUAAUUUCCACCGGCAGCUGUUUUGCUGGAUUGAUAAAUGGAUCGAGUUGAACAUGGACGACAUCCGCAGAAUGGAGGAAGAGACCAGGAAGGAACUGGAUGAGAUGAGAGUGAAAGAUCCAGUGAAAGGCAUGGUGGCUCUUGAAGACUGAAGCUGCUGUGUGUUCCUCGAUGCUGCCAUUCAUAAUGAUCAGACCUGAACUACUGGAGACCAACAGCAUCACGUCCCUCAGUCAAAGCAAAACAACAUGUCUUUUUAAUCAUAAUCAACAUCCAUUAUCCAGCCAUAUGCGUGGCCCAUCCAUCCUGAGCAUCCUUCGUAUCCUCUCAGUCUGACAAUGGAGCUCAUUGACAAAUAAAAUUAUUAUUCAGAAGUUAUGCCCACUUUAUGAAGUCUACAUACACCAAUACAGGGAUGAUCGGCCGUUGCGACUUAACAGGUCAUUAUGAUGUCAGUUUAUUAUCUUCAAUUCUGACUCUCAACAGAGUUGUGUUUUGAGAUGAGUUCUAUGUAAAGCAAAUGCUAUUGUGUGUGUGUGUGUGUAUAUAUAUAAAUAUACAUACACAUAUUAUUCAGAAUGUCUAUUGGCAGUUGAGAGCUUGUGACAAGUGUCUGUUUUUCAGUGUCUGUUUUGCAGACCAAGCCGUUUCUUCAUAUGUGUUUUAUCUUAAUCCUUUAGUGAUUUGUUUUGUUGGUGUAUGGUUGAUUUUAUCCACAUAUAUCUUUUUAACCUAUUUACCCAAGUUUACCCCUUUUCUGUAAGUGUGUCUAUUAAUUUUUAUAGUAUAGUACUGUACAAUCACAUAUCUUCAUCCUGACUCCCGAAUUACUGGAUGUAUUGUGGGUGUUAUACUGACUAGCUGCUUGGUCACGUUAAAUCAAUUUAAAGGUGCACUCAGUAAUUUGUUUUAAUUGGACAUAUUGGACUUACACUGAACCCCAGUGGUGUGGAUACAGCAUCUUUCAAACACAACCGUUUUCAGUUCCAGAUGCCAUUGUAGAAAUGUACUAUUUUGAGUCGGCCAUUAUUUAUUUAAUACGUGAGUUAAAGUGUCUAAUAACAGGGUGAUUACUGAGAUCAAGCAAGUAGUGUUCGGCUGGUCAUGUUAUCCAA
Messenger RNA from Xyrauchen texanus (razorback sucker), 1937 nucleotides. Its product is annotated as phosphatidylinositol transfer protein alpha isoform-like. Gene Ontology annotation, biological process: phospholipid transport. NCBI's taxonomy places the organism in Eukaryota, Metazoa, Chordata, Actinopteri, Cypriniformes, Catostomidae. Bases 162 to 974 code for a protein of 270 amino acids. The record is from RefSeq and is a predicted model, not a curated record. Gene Ontology annotation, molecular function: phosphatidylcholine intramembrane carrier activity; phosphatidylinositol binding; phosphatidylcholine binding. Gene Ontology annotation, cellular component: cytoplasm. The transcript has 12 exons.